AUGGCUACUAAAUGGGGCAUCUGUUCUGCUGGGAAAAUCAGCCAUGAUUUCCUAGUGGCCCUGCAGACAUUGCCAUCUGGUGAUCAUCAGGCAGUGGCUGUGGCCGCUAGAGAUCUGAAACGUGCCAAUGAAUUUGCUCAAAGUCACAAGAUAAUGAAAGCAUAUGGGUCAUAUGAAGAGCUUGCUAAGGAUGCGAAUAUUGAUAUUGUCUAUGUUGGGGUCCUCCACACCGUUCACCGAGAUGUGGUUCUGAUGUUCUUGAAAAACAAGAAGAAUGUUUUAUGUGAGAAACCGAUGGCAAUGAACUCUAAAGAGGUUGAAGAACUCAUCUCCGCCGCUAAAAAAUAUGAUGUGUUUAUCAUGGAGGGCAUUUGGAGUCGUUUUUUUCCUGUUUAUGGGCAAAUCCGCACACUGUUAUCUCAGAAGGCUAUUGGGGAUGUGAAGGUUGUAAGAGCAGAAUUUGGUUCUAACCAAUACCAUGUACCACGUGCAGUGCAGAAGGAGCUUGGGGGCGGAGCCCUAUUGGACAUUGGCUGUUAUUGUAUCCAGUUUGCUUUAAUGGUUUUUAAUGGAGAGAGACCAGAGUCAGUGACAGCCAAAGGUUUUCUCUAUGAGACUGGUGUGGAUGAAACGGUGACAAUUAUCCUUCAGUAUCCUGGGAAACGACAGGCUAUUCUCACCUGUACCAUUAUGGUAGCAAUGCCCAACCAAGCUGCAAUUUGUGGCUCCAAAGGAAUGAUUCAGGUUCCUACAUGUAUGUGGUGCCCAACUUCUGUUAUCCUUAACGGGGAAGAAACAAAAUUUCCACUUCCUCCUUCCUCAAAACCCAUGCAUUUUACUAAUAGCACAGGACUGAGUUAUGAAGCAGAACACGUACGACAAUGCUUAUUGAAAGGAUUGAAGGAAAGUCCAUUAAUGAGCUUGGCAGACAGUCAGCUCUUAGCUAAUAUUAUGGAAGAGGUUCGAAAGCAACUUGGAGUCAGAUUCCCACAGGAUACAUCCUUAUGA
Molecule: messenger RNA, 1008 nt
Organism: Bombina bombina (fire-bellied toad)
Lineage: Eukaryota; Metazoa; Chordata; Amphibia; Anura; Bombinatoridae
Product: trans-1,2-dihydrobenzene-1,2-diol dehydrogenase-like
Exons: 7
Coding region: 1-1008 (335 amino acids)
Biological process (GO): D-xylose catabolic process
Molecular function (GO): nucleotide binding; D-xylose 1-dehydrogenase (NADP+) activity
Source: RefSeq, a predicted model, not a curated record